UCACGGCCAGGUGAAACACGCCGGGUCGAGGCAGUUCCCCGUUACAACUCGCAUGUUCCUCAAUGUACAUUGCAAGCAGAUAAUAAGGAUUUACUUACAGGACUUACAGGAGCUCAAUAUCACAGAUGAGUGACUCCAUGACAGUCAGAGACCAGACAGGCAGGUAGUACCUCACAAUGGGGUGCUGUGGUGCUUAUGACACGGUGGUGCAACCUCAGAAGGGGGUGCCCCGAGAGGUUGAGGAUCACUUCACCGGUCCUACUAAAACCCGCUCAUGUCGAGAUGUGCUCUUCCUCGUCAUCUUCAUCGCCUUCCUCGGGGGACUCGGUUACAUCAUUUACCGAGCAGUGGACCUUGGCCACCCCAACCGCCUCAUCUACGGCGUAGACAGCUGGGGUAACACGUGUCACAGUGACAACGACCCCAUAGACGGAGCUCCCCUUUCUGGCCAGGAUACAACCGGUCUGACCCAGGUGUUCUACUACAACCCAAAUUACAUCGAAGCUGUAUCUAAACAAGAUCUGACAGUGUCAACAAUCAUGAUCUGUGUGAGCCAGUGUCCGCCAUCAGCCAUCAACACUGUACAGGAAAUGAAGGAUCUGGCCCAGUCUGGGCCGAGACUAUGUGCUUACAAUAUCGAAGUGACCGACUACCAGGCUGGACCUGCAAACGGAUCCGGAACGUGUCCACCACUUCCGGUUAAACAGCAUUCGUCCAUAUUCAAUCGCUGUGUUCCUUCAGAACUCACUAACGUCCUGAACCGCUUUGGAGACGUUUUGAAUAAGCUGAUGGAUCUCAUCGACAAUAACUUUGCCGAAAAAUGCGUGGAGGACCUGGAAAGGACAUGGCAACAAAUUGCUUAUCUCUGCGGCUUUGCCCUUGUUGUCGCUAUCGUAAUGCUGAUCUUCCUCCGCUUCUUUGCCGGCCCCAUUGUCUGGAUGACCGUGAUUCUAAUUGCUGCUGGAUGUAUUGGUGGUGUCGCAUUCUGCUGGUACAGUUACACGAAGGAGAAGACCAACGAAUGGUUGUGGGGAUCAAUAGGGGCAACCGUUGUUGCUGUCAUAAUUCUGUUGAUCCUACUGGUACUCCGGAAAAGAAUCAAGCUAGUUGUCCAACUGUUCCGAGAAGCUGGAAAAGCCAUAGCUAAAAUCCCUUUCGCCCUGCUGAUGCCAUUUAUGACUCUGAUCAUUGCUGGCGGUGUGACGGCUGGUUUGGUGUAUGCAUUCCUCUACAUUGUCACAGCAAAGCAUCCUGUACCCAACUCAGCAGGGGUUGUCAGCUACACAGAAGAUCAAACAUUAAAGUAUCUAAUAGCCUACUACAUACUGGGCUUCUUGUGGAUCACCCAGUUCAUCUUCGCCUGUCAGAGGCUCGCGGUGUCUGGAGCUGUGGCUGUUUGGUACUUCACUAGAGACAAAUCCGAUCUUGGAUGGCCGAUAGCACUCUCCAUCUCUCGACUGAUCAGAUUCCAUCUGGGCUCAGUUGCAAUCGGGUCACUCAUCAUCGCCAUUGUGAAGUUCAUCCGACUUGGCUUGUCCUUUAUUGAAGGACGAUUGAAAGGAGCUGAGAAUUUUUUGGCUAAGUUUUUCCUGAAGUGCCUUGGAUGCUGCUUAUGGUGUUUUGAGAAGUUUCUCAAGUUUCUGAAUGACAACGCAUAUAUACAAAUAGCAAUCAAUGGCUAUGGCUUCUGCAAGGCUGCAAAACAAGCGUUCCUGCUGAUCGUCAACAACGCCCUCCGUGUAGCAGCUAUAAACUGUGUUGGAGAUUUCCUCCUCUUUUUGGGCAAAGUUGGCACUGUCGCUGUCGUUGCCGUCGUAGGCAUUGAGCUGUUCAGGGAUAGAACCGACGUCCAUUACACAUGGGUUCCCAUCACUGUGGCUUGCAUCUUCGCCUACUUCAUCUCAAGUUGUUUUCUGGCGGUGUAUGAGAUGACCAUCGAUGCCAUAUUUGUGUGUUUUGUGGAAGACUGUGACAGGAACGAUGGUGUAGAGCGGCCUUACUACAUGAGCAAAGGUCUAAUGGAUUUCGUGAAGAACAGCGGAGAAGCAAAGGCUAUUGCAAAGAAGAGAGAAGAGGUGUUUUGAGCGUCCAGUGUACAUACUGUUUAUGAUAUGGCCGCUGUACUACAAAUUGGCGAGCUAUCAAUCAAACCAUACAAUCAAAGAAUAUUUUAACUUUUUUAGAAUGUUUAUAUCUGUCCAGUAUUAUACAGCGUUCGAUCGCUUCUUUCAAUCAAGAUCAAGAUAUGUGUUAAAUGUAUUGACAUGAACGCACGUUGUACAUAUUAAGCCUCGUAUGAAACCCAUUCAUGUGAAAUAUAAAUAUUGGGGUCCUUGACUCUUGAAGCGUAGGUGAAUAUUUCCUUCCUUUACCUUUCCGGUUUCACUUUUCUAAAAAGCUGAACAGAAGAGUGAACCAUUUUUUCAAAGUAUUUUCAAAACAGAAUUUUCUUCCAUAUAUUGUUAAAUUUCAGCGAAGGUUGGGCUGUGAAGUCACCAAUAGUCGCUGAAUAUAUCAGAUUAUGUAUUGGGGAGGUAAAAAUGUCGAAAAUGUAGUCACUUAACUAUCAGCAGUUAGAACCAAACUAUAUGCUAACAGGAUAGACCACAAGUAUCUAGGUGAAGCUGUACAGUUUAGAUUAUAAGACACUUGAAGCGUCAGGGAACCCCUUUCACCUUUGCUUUCGGUUUCGCUGUUUUUUGUGUGGUUUUUUUAAAAAUGAAGCUAAACAGGGAGUUUACUGAUACUAACUGCUGUGACGUCACUCAUUCAUAUGUGACUAACCUUUCUUGAGUAUAUGUUAGUGUAUGCUGUGUUUUUAGAUAUAGUGCUAAUUCAAUUCGUUGUUCAUUGGUGUUUCUUUUUGUUGGAGAUGUGUGAAUUUACAUACAUUAUAUAUUUUGAAUGAGCACGUCCCGUUUAAGGGGAAAUAAUCUUUUAAUUUACAAUUCCUUUUUCUUUGUCAAAUUACUCGUACCGCGCUUUAUUUAAUGAUAAUAUCAUGAUCAUAGUUCUACGCAAUUGGGAUACGAUGAAAUGUAUUUUUGGAGGGGAUAUAUCUAUUCUGCAUCCCUUUGAGGAUGUAUCAAAUGUGUAUUCAUCUUUUGCCAUGGAACAAUGCACGACAUUAUUCAGACUCAAAUUUUGUAGUGCAGGACCCUUAUUCUCAAAACGUUCGUAGCCCUAAGAAUUCUCAACUCUGAUCGUAGCCAAUGUGUUAAGAAUGGGCUUAAGAAGUUCGUAGAGCUAUAAACGUUUCGAGAAUAGCUAGUCUGAUUCGUAUACUGCAAAAAUCUGUUUUCCGUUUUGGUGAAACGUUUUCUUCAUGUCAUAAAAAAGAACAUUACGCAAAUGUUACAUUUAUGAAUUAUUUUAAUGUACUAAGAAUCCGAUGAAAAGUAUAUGGCUGUAAUUUCUAUGUAAUGUAUAUUUCUGUUUUCUGAUAAUGAACAUUUUCGUGUGCCAAAGCAACAACAUGUAUAUACCGUUAAUAGUUCAUCAGAGAUCUGUUUGAAAAAAAUGUUUUGGCAUGUGAAAUUAAUACUGUCAACAUAAUAUAUCUAGAUCUGUUUCAUAUGGUUUAUGUAUUGGAUGUUGAUUUGGAAAUAAACAUGUUUUACAUUGAACGCUU
This is a messenger RNA of Haliotis rubra (blacklip abalone), 3631 nucleotides long. RefSeq names its product choline transporter-like protein 1. NCBI's taxonomy places the organism in Eukaryota, Metazoa, Mollusca, Gastropoda, Lepetellida, Haliotidae. Gene Ontology annotation, biological process: transmembrane transport. The record is from RefSeq and is a predicted model, not a curated record. Gene Ontology annotation, molecular function: transmembrane transporter activity. Gene Ontology annotation, cellular component: membrane.